Molecule: messenger RNA, 1380 nt
Organism: Tinamus guttatus (white-throated tinamou)
Lineage: Eukaryota; Metazoa; Chordata; Aves; Tinamiformes; Tinamidae
Source: RefSeq, a predicted model, not a curated record
AUGGGAAGUCGAAUCCACGUUUUUCCCAACGGAUCCCUGGUGAUAGAGGCAGUUACAGAGAAGGAUGCAGGUGACUAUUUAUGUGUCGCAAGAAACCACAUCGGAGAUGAUCUGAUACUGAUGAAAGUCAUCAUCACCAUGAAGCCCGCCAAGAUUGACCAGAAACAAUAUUUCAAAAAAUUGGUACCGUAUGGAAAAGACUUCAAAGUGGACUGCAAGGCGUCUGGGUUGCCUGCGCCGGAGAUAUCCUGGAGCUUGCCGGAUGGCACAACCAUCAACAGCGUGAUGCCGGCGGGGAGCGGCGGGCGCAGGGCGCGGAGGUACGUCCUCUUCGACAACGGAACUCUGUACCUCAACAAGGUUGGCUUGACGGAGGAAGGGGACUACACCUGCCACGCUCAGAACACCCUGGGAAGAGACGAGAUGAGGAUACACAUCACAGUGGUGACAACUGCCCCUCGCAUAAAGCACAGCUACAAGACCUACACGCAAGUGAACGCCGGAGACACGGCAUUAUUAGACUGUGAAGUUGUUGGAGAACCCAAGCCAAAAGUAUUCUGGUUACUCCCUACCAGUGACAUGAUCUCCUUUUCAAGAGAUCGGUACCUCCUGCACGCCAACGGCUCCCUGUCGGUCAGUCGAGUCAAACUGGUGGAUGCUGGGGAGUACAUGUGUGUCGCCCGCAACCCUGGAGGGGACGAUACAAAACUCUACAAAGUGGAUGUUGUUUCCAAACCGCCUACCAUAAAUGGUUUACACGCAAACAAAACCAUCAUGAAGGUGACAGCUGUGAGGCACGCAAAGAAGCAAAUCGACUGUCGGGCGGAAGGGACACCGACCCCUCAGAUUAUGUGGGUCAUGCCUGAUAAUAUUUUCCUAACAGCUCCGUAUUACGGGAGCAGGAUUACAGUGCACAAAAAUGGGACUCUUGAAAUUCGGAACCUGCGGCCUUCCGACACGGCGGAUUUCAUGUGUGUGGCGCGCAACGACGGCGGGGAGAGCGUGCUGGUGGUGCAGCUGCAGGUGCUGGAAAUGCUAAGGCGACCCACGUUUAAAAAUCCUUUCAAUGAGAAAGUAAUAGCAAAACCCGGAAAAACUAACGUAUUGAACUGUUCCGUGGAUGGAAAUCCUCCCCCCGAAAUAAGCUGGAUGCUGCCUAACGGCACGUGGUUUUCCGGGGGGAUCCGGAGCGGCCGGUUUCUCACGGGCGGCAACGGCACCCUUACCAUCCACAACACGGGCAGGGAGGACGCCGGGAAGUACCGCUGCGCGGCCAGGAACAAGGUCGGCUAUAUCGAAAAGCUCAUCGUGCUGGAGCUUGGCCAGAAGCCCAAUAUCCUGGUCCACGCGACGGGGCCGGUGAAGGGCAUCGGCGGGGGG